Messenger RNA from Dicrocoelium dendriticum, 1797 nucleotides. NCBI's taxonomy places the organism in Eukaryota, Metazoa, Platyhelminthes, Trematoda, Plagiorchiida, Dicrocoeliidae. The record is from the annotation of a GenBank genome assembly.
AUGGCACCGUGUGUUACUUCUUUGUUCGUAUACUUUCACGAUUGGCUUCUGUACCUCAUUCUCCUAUCACUGCGCUUCCUGUUGGUGUUGCGCACUCAACCGGGUUACGUGCAUCCGGACGAAUUCUUUCAAAGUGUUGAAGUUGCUUCUGGUGAUGUCUACGGUUUGGAUGUAUUUCGUGCUUGGGAAUUUCAACGUAGCACAACACAUGGCCCGUUACGCUCCAUAGCUGGCAUUGGCCCCUUGGUUCAUCUGCCUAUGCGGUUGUAUAAGCUGUUAUUGGAUGGAAUCGGAAACACCACCCAGCCUGAUUGCCAUAUUGGGCACAGCGGAUCGAUUCUCAUUGAUCGUGUCAUCUUUCCCGUCCGUCUAUGCACAGUACUCAGUUCGUUCGCUGUGGACGUAUUUAUUCUCCAAGCUAGCACCUAUUUGCGUUCUCCCUACACAACCGAUCAUCCCUGGUUCCCCCACAGACCACCGGUCGCGUUGCUCUUGUACGCAUCCGCCACCUUUGGUGGGCUUGUUUUAUCCGGACGUACCCUCGUAAACACUUGGGAGGCAGCGGCUGUGGCGGUUUUCGGUCUACUCUUUAUGUUUAUCAUGCGACGCUUACAUCUAAUUCACUCCUACACGGCGUUCACUCGUUUGCUGCCCAUCAUCUUCGCAAUGUGCGCCCAAUCCGUAUUGGUUAGCUGGGCUAUUUUUCUGCGACCCACCUAUCCAAUUUUCAUUCUCCCCAUGGCCCUCGCUGAGGUUGUGUACGCCGCUCAUAAACUUCGCCUGUUGUUUAUCUACCCGUCGUCUGUUUGUGUUCUUCUAGCUUCAUGGACCGUCUACCUAUGUUUAUUGCUAGACACUGCUUACUUCUCGUAUUCUUCUUUAACUACCCAACUGACCCUUACUGACUUCAUUUGUGUUCCUUGUCGCUUUCUAACCUACAACUCUGCGACGGAUCACUUGGCUGCGCACGGCCUUCAUCCACGAUAUCUUCAUGUCCUGGUCAAUUUACCAUUAAUACUAACUCCUAUUGUCACUCUGUUGGCGCUGCGGAAACCCCGAACGUUCUGUUUCCCUGUGGUCCUGUGUUGGCUAUGCGUAAUCGUCCCUCUGACCUUUCUCUCUCUGAUCCCACAUCAGGAACCUCGUUUCCUUAUACCACUUCUUCCUUUUGCUUGUUGUAUUGCUGGCCUUGAUCUGGAACGUCGAAACUGCGAAACUGCAACAAUGAAUGGCUGCCCGAAAUUCAGUUUUACUGGUAAAUGGAGCGUCUUCUUUGCUUGCACUUGGGUUUUGCAGCAACUCAUCCUCUUACUCUUCUACGGCAGUCUGCAUCAAGGCGGUUUGUUGCCGAUGCUCCGCACUGUGGUCCCCUGGUCGCCUACCAGUUCGUCCAUUUGUCCUGUGUAUGUAUUUUAUCACACCUAUAUGCCACCUCGAUUCCCUCUUGGUCGUCUUGCUGAUAAUUGCACAAAACCAAAUUUCUCCCAAUGCAAUGUCCUAGUGGACCUUUCCGGUGCUACUAUUGAUACGUUGAACGAGACGUUGAUGCAUUUACGAGAUAUGCAUCCACUCCCUGGGCAAAGGCGAAUAGUACACGUCGUGUACCCUGGCUCGCAAGCACCUUUGGGUCUGAAUUUUUCACAGUACGGACCGUUGAACUCCACUCAGUCCUUUUUUGGUCAUCUGUCUUUUGAUGACUUUCCACUUUGGAGACGAGAUUAUACAGGAAUUACAAAUGCACCAGUGUCUUGGCGCUCCUUACUGUCACUUCAGUCCGUUUCGAUAUCUAUUGUUUAA